Molecule: messenger RNA, 1326 nt
Organism: Schizophyllum commune H4-8
Lineage: Eukaryota; Fungi; Basidiomycota; Agaricomycetes; Agaricales; Schizophyllaceae
Exons: 5
Coding region: 1-1326 (441 amino acids)
Biological process (GO): carbohydrate metabolic process
Source: RefSeq, a predicted model, not a curated record
AUGAUUUCUUCGGCUUUCCUCGUCGCGGCUCUCCCUCUGCUGGCUGCCGCGCAACUUGACGACAUCCUGGGCACUGGCGAUGCGGCGUCCAAUGGGGAUUCUGGGUCGACCAGCGGCUCUGACCAGGCUUUCAACCCGUACCCGUAUAAUCCUGGCUUCGACAUCGAGACCGUCGCAGCAACUGCGAAGGCACUCCCCUCUCACUCCUGGGAAUACGGGUCGGCGUGCGAGGCGCUUCUCGAGCUGCACAACCCUGAGUACUCGAUCUUCGGCGAGAAGCCCUUUCCCACCAUCGUUCUCGACUCCAAAAAUGUGCCCGCCCUCGCCUAUGCGAAGGAGAAGAUUGUCCUAGGCGAAGCGCCCAACUCGUUUGCUGACGGCGAUGGUGCCACUGGCGACCCCGCCGCUCUCGGGGUGUACGCCAUGCUUCUAGGCAAGGCUGGUGACAUUCCCAUGUCGCUCAAGGCCGACGAGGAAGUGUCCUACCUCGUCGACGAGUGCCCGCGCUGGCCGAACGGCGCAAUCAGCCAGCGUGCUGAUGUCGCGGAGCUCUGCUUCAUGUACAUGGCACCGCCAUUCCUUGCCUACUAUGCCGCUGACAAGCAGGAUGAGAAGCUUCUUCGCGAGUCGGUUGAUCAGUGCUCUCACUACCGCGAGGUGCUGCAGUCAAACUCGACUACGACCACCGUUUGGGCGCACAUCGUGGGCCCGCAGAGCGCCGACCCUGGUCUCUGGUCUACUGGUAACGGCUGGGCUGCGGCUGGUGCUACCCGUGUUCUCGCGACUGUCCUCAAGUCGGAUCUGGGUAACAAGGUCGCAUGGAAGGACGAGGCGGUCAACACCCUGACCACCCUCAUCAAGGAGAUUGUCGACGGUGCUAUGGCCAUGCCCGAGGAUGACGGUCUCCUGCGCAACUAUCUGAACGACACCACCACUGAGCACGGCUUCGGUGAAAUCAGCGGCUCAUCGCUGCUCGCCGCCGUCACCUACCGCAUGGCCGUGCUGCAGCCUCAGGCUUUCGGCGCGGAGUACAUUGCCUGGGCGGAAGGCGUGCGCACGACGCUCGGUGGCAAAGACGCCGUUGGUCAACCGCAUAUCACCAGCAACGGCACCGUCACCCCAGCCGUGAACCCUCUGGGCUGGACUGACACCGCGCCCUUUACCGCGGGAAGCCCGGAGGGCAACAACUUCGUCGUGCUCUUGUAUGCAGCGUGGCGCGACUGCAUCGACGCCGGUAUCUGUCAGAAGCCCGACGCCUCCGCACCUCCUGCAGCGCGCCGUCGCUUCCACCGCCGCCAGCGCGCUCACUUCGCCCCAUUUGCUUGA